AUGAAAAGCAAAAUCCAUUUCUAUCCUGAUGGAGACAUUAUCAUCAUCGUGGAUUUAACAGAGUUUUGUGUUCAUAAGAAUGUUUUAUGUCUUGCUUCAACCGUAUUUAAAGAAAUGAUCAUCAACGCGAGUCAAACUUCAAUCAAUGAUCAAAGGAUAAUGGAAAUCGCUCUUAACAACGAAUCAGCAAAGGAUUUUGAAGAUGCUUUAUCAUUUAUUUAUCCUUCCGUCUAUAUUACCAUUAACUGGUCUAAUAUCGUUGAAAUGUUUAGAAUUUCUGAAAAGUUUAAAAUGGAAGUCAUUUUUAUGUCCGCGACGACAUUCGCGAUGGAGAAAUUUCAGGAGAGUCCUCUACUAUUCCUAUCCUUAUCUGAAAAGUAUGGGCUCAAAAAAUUAUUCAAGGAAGCAUCUAAAUUGGUCAUUGACGAUUUUAUCGAAUUCAAGGAGGAUCCUGCUUUUCAAACAUUGUCAAAUGAAACGAUAUUAGCACUUUAUAAGAAACAUCAUGAAUAUGUUCUUAACCUACAUCAUCUUGAUGUGGAAGACCUUAAGUGCAAUUAUACACCAAAAAUUAGAUGUGAUUGUGUCACGGGUGAGACGGAUAAAUUGUUUAAAAGGUUGAGGAAGAUUAAAAGAUUUGAAACGCCAACACCAUCAAAAACCUAUCAAAUACUUUGUACCAUCAGUGAUCAUGAAUCAAACGGUUAUAGUUGUAUAAGAAAUUUUUUCAAUGAACAUCUUCCAAAUAGAUUUAAAGAAAUAUUUGGUACAGUGGAACCAUUGGAUUCGGACAGGAGAAAUGAUAAAGCCAACCGAUAUCUCUUUAUUGAAUUGGGAGGAUGA
This is a messenger RNA of Funneliformis mosseae, 843 nucleotides long. The record is from the annotation of a GenBank genome assembly. NCBI's taxonomy places the organism in Eukaryota, Fungi, Glomeromycota, Glomeromycetes, Glomerales, Glomeraceae.